ACAACUGAAUAGGCUGUAUGGGCAAUGAUCUUUGUAUGGGACAAAUUAAAAAAAAACAAAAGAAAUAAAAUUGUAAUAUGUCAAAAUCAGCUGUUUGUGUAAUUGAUGAUGUUAUUAAGCUCGCUGAUUAUAAUAAAUAAAGCCAUUUUCCCAAUACCUAGAUAUUAAAUUACAUGUUCCUCCUCUUUCACUACGUUCCAAGCAAAUGGAACAUAUAAAGAUACAAUAAGGGUCAAAUAGUUAAUACUUUUUUAAAACCCCAUGAAUUUCUUUAGAAAAACAUUUGAAACACAAGAAACACGCAGCUGAAACAUGGCUGCAGCAUUUCAGCAACAGAUUUUCGCUUUAGACGCCCGCUUUAAUGCGUAUAGAGCGCCAGGAAAUCCUAACUUCAAAACAUUAUACAUUCGGCGCAGGAGUCAACUCCUUAGAGAAAAUUCUAAAUUCAAGGACAUAGAAAUAAUAAAGAAGUACAUAAAUAUAAGGAGUCAACUGCUGCAGAGAAGAUAUGGCGUCCAAGACAACAUAUCCAUUAGUUCAUCAUCUUCUCGCCAAAGGUCUAACAGUAAAGCAAGUUUGGCUAUUGAAGACAGCAUAUCAAUGAAUGCUCCGAAAAAGACUGACAAUACAAUAUCUGAAAACUAUGCAUUUACCGGCGUGCAUCAUAUAUUCGAUCAGCACACAAGUCAAGUAACGAUGGUUAAGUUCGCGAACAACGACCGCUCGAAACUGUGCUGCGUCUCUGACGAUUGUACCGUCUCCGUCUGCAAUGUCACCUCCACGCCGCCCAAGGUCACUUUCAUACUGGAGGGCCACGUGGAGGCAGUAACUGGCUGCGACUGGUCGGCGUCCAACGAUCUGAUCGCCACGUGCUCGCUGGAUGGCACGCUAAUGAUCUGGGACGCCAAGAGCAGCCGCAAGUUGCGCGUGGUGCAGGACCAAUUGAGCGCGCCGCUACUGUGCUGCGCCUUUCAGCCCGCCAACAACAACAUGCUCAUUGCCGGGAACGCUAGAGGUAUGGUGAGUGUUCUCAACGUGUCAACAGGAAUAUAUCCAAGGGGCGGCACCAGCAUCGUGGGCGGCCGGGUGAUGGCGCUAGUGUGCUCGACUAGUAGCAGGAUAUUCUGGGCCGCCAAUGAUAAGGGCAUGAUAGUGAGCUACCGCAUAUCCAGCACGGGGGCGUCGUUGAGCAAGUUGCGCCGUUUCAACGUGGGCAGCGCUGUCACCAGUCUCAGCUGGAGCCCGUGGCUCGCGCGACACCCCGCCCUGCUCGUCAGCGUCGCGGACAACUCGCUCAACCUGUUCAGGAUAACAGACCGCGAAGGCGGUCUGGUGCUGAAAAAGCGCUUCGCCACGCGGCACCAAACGGAACUGGUCCGCUCGUCUUUCUGCCCGCUGAUGUCGUUCCGGCGCGGCGUGUGCGUGGUGAGCGGCUCCGAGGACUCGGGCGUGUACUUCUACGACAUCGAGGGCGACCAACAGCAUCCCGUCGUCAACAAGCUCCAAGGCCACGCGUCGACCGUGCUUGGCGUCAGUUUCAGCUACGACGAAAGCCUAUUGGCCACCAGUGACGUGUCGGGGCUCGUCAUCAUCUGGCGACGUAGCUGACCGCGAAUGCCGCCCGAGUUCGAACACUUCCUAACUGGACGCGCGAGCGCUCAUUAACAAGAUCUGGUCCAGGAGCUCAUCGUAUAUAUAUAUUUGUUUUUUCUCGAACUGUGAAAGUUGGUGCGAUGAUAAAGUAGCAUUGGAAGAGGCGUGUAGCUCGUAGGAUCGAUGGAGAUUGUUCCAAAUGACCAAAAUAGACGAGACAAGUCUUGACCGUGGAUUAUGAGUAUUUGGCGUACAUCAUAAUGAUCCCGGAAUCAUUAUGAUGUACGCUCUACCAGAUGCUCUGCCAGACCUUGGACUCUACGAUUCAAAUAAAUCACCUGGUGGCUUUCAAACGCAUAUAAUAAUUAAUCUAAGGGUAGAAAAAUAAUUAACAGACAUUUGACGUUUGACGUCUCUGUGAAUCUGUUUUCUCUCAAAUUAGCAUUCGCUCUUUUUCACUCCCAUUCAUUCUCUUUGAUGCAACACAUUUUUCUAACCUAGUCUUCAUUCAAAACACGCAAAACGAACCCUGAGUUUGUUCCUUAAGUUUUGCACCUUGAACAAGUGCAUUUGACAUAUCGAAGUGUAAUCCUAAUUAAUCAUUCGUAAAUAAACUCUUAAAUAGCACAAGGGCAUGAAAUAGAUCUCAGUAGAGUUCCAGGUGAAGUUUAAAGGUGAUAUUUUGUGUUUGUUAAGGAACUGUACCAAAGAAUAUCUUUUGUGAGCUGUGACAUGUAGGCCAUUUCUCCAUUUUCCUUUACAUCUUAUCCUGAACAGAAUGCUAAUUCUCUUUUUGGUACGUUAAAAAACAACCUCCGAGAAAAUCCAGUCCACUAGGAAAUAUGGUGUAUUUUGACUUCAGAAAAGUUCGAACAGUUUUAUCUGCAAUACCCUAAUAACACCUGCUUUGGGACACAGGUUUUGCAAUGACCAACAGCGUUUGGUCGAUAUACUUCCAGCUAUUCCAUAGAUUAUAACUAACUUACAGUGAUGGAAAUUGUGAGCUAUUUUCCCGGAUCCAUUGGCUGGCGAGGCACUAGGCGCCAAUUAACCAUCAAGUUUGAAAAUCGCCAGUACAUAGAAAAUUAUUGUUCGUGUUUUUUGUAACGCAACGCAUGCAGUUUAUAAGCAAGUUUCUCGCUUUUUCUAGAGGAAAAUUACGUGCGUGUCGGUUCGCUCCUAUAGACGAAGUCUACAGACGGAGUCUAUCAAAGCAAGGAAUACGGAGUUUUAUUUUGAUAAGUUAGUAUAAGAUAUGUCAAUAUAUAUAAUAUGAUUUUUUUCGACUAAAGAUGUAUCUCAACGAAUCUUUAUUAGCUAAAUAACUUAAUUAUCACUGGGUCGCAAGGUUGCUUUUAUGUUAGUUGCACCUAGGGGACUGUUAACCUGGAAAUUUAGGCGAUGCUGUUGAUGCUAUAAAAACUUUUAAAGAAGAAUGACUUGAGAAAAACAUUUUUUUUCAAAUGUUUUUAUAUUACAAUAAAUAGUAAAUAGUAUUACAAUAGUAGUGUGUUAUCCUUUUCCCAAUGUUACAAUUUCCUUUAAAAAGGAAGGAUGGAUUUGUGUAGUCGAACUACCAUCAAUGUCGGUCUUAAAUUAAACAUUCCUUCUUUAGUUAUAAAAAUUAAUAAAGUAAUGUUAUAUGAGUAAUUUUCUUUAUAGUUUUAAAUAAAAGUUCUCAAAUAUCUUAUCAAUUAAU
Molecule: messenger RNA, 3292 nt
Organism: Pararge aegeria (speckled wood butterfly)
Lineage: Eukaryota; Metazoa; Arthropoda; Insecta; Lepidoptera; Nymphalidae
Product: WD repeat-containing protein 13-like
Exons: 11
Coding region: 313-1608 (431 amino acids)
Cellular component (GO): nucleus
Molecular function (GO): promoter-specific chromatin binding; protein binding
Source: RefSeq, a predicted model, not a curated record